UUUGGCCAGCACAUUGCUAUCUAGUUUGUUUAUUUAUUUAUUCAUUCGUUUAAACAGGAAAAUCCACAAUUUCCUUACAGGAUUUCUUCAAAUUGAUAUCGUUUUUACACGCUAUUUAUAUUUAGACGAUAAAGUUUCGUUGUCAGAAUCUAUAUGAUUAUAAUGAUAAUAUCCGGAAAUGAAAAUAGCCUUCUGUAAAUAAUGGCUGGAGAACAGUGUACAGGGAAAGAGGGAAUGUGGGAAAGAGCGAAAGUGCAGUGAGACCCGCUCCAGAGACAUUUUAUCCGGAAGUGUGUCAGAUUCAUUCGGAAAACUCUGUUUAAUAACCGAGUAAAAGCCGGAAGUAUUUCCCAGCAUGCAGAGAGUUAAAAUACCCCCGACGGUGAAAGUGGACAUUAAUGUGCUGCUGGUUGCAGUCACAGCCUUUGGCCUCCUGACCAGAUUGUACGGCAUUCAGUUUCCCAGAGCUGUCGUCUUUGACGAGGUUUACUAUGGACAGUUUGUGUCUCUGUACAUGAAGAGGGUGUUUUUCAUUGAUGAGAGUGGACCACCUUUUGGACACAUGAUCCUGGCACUCGGAGGCUAUCUAGGGGGAUUCGAUGGCAAUUUUGUCUGGAACAGAAUCGGAGCCGAAUACUCCAGUAAUAUUCCUAUAUGGACCCUCCGAGUGAUACCUGCUUUGGCCGGGUCGUUUUCUGUGCCCCUCGCCUACCUCCUCACGGUGGAGCUGGGGUUUUCUCAUUUCUCUGCACUCGGAGCUUCCGUGCUGCUCAUUCUGGAGAACUCGUUGAUCGUGCAGUCUCGCUUCAUGCUCCUGGAGUCAGUGCUUAUCUUUUUCUUGCUGCUUGCUGUUGUGUCUUACCUGCGCUUCCACAAUGCACCAAACAGUUCUUUAAGCAGGUGGUUGUGGCUCGUCGUCUCUGGAGCCAGUUGUACGUUUGCAGUGGGAGUGAAGUAUAUGGGUCUGUUCACCUACUUGCUGCUACUCAGUCUGGCGGCGGUUCACACCUGGCGUGUCAUUGGAGAUAAAACAUUAAGCAAUGGGAAAGUGUUGCUGCAGGUGGUGGCUCGCUUCCUGUGCCUAGUGGUGCUCCCGGUUUUUCUGUAUUUGGGAUUUUUCUACAUACAUCUUUCUGUACUGCACCGCAGCGGGCCACAUGACCAGCUGAUGAGCAGCGCUUUUCAAGCCAGUCUAGAGGGUGGCCUGGCCAGGAUCACUCAGGGUCAGCCUCUGGAGGUGGCGUUCGGUUCCCAAGUGACUCUUCGCAGUGUUUCCAGCAAACCUGUUCCAUGCUGGCUUCAUUCUCACAAGGCCAACUAUCCAAUCAGAUAUGAAAAUGGGCGUGGCAGCUCGCACCAGCAGCAGGUGACGUGCUACCCUUUCAAAGACGUCAACAACUGGUGGAUUAUCAAAGAUCCAAGAAAGCAGAGCCUUGUGGUGAGCAGUCCACCCAGACCCGUCAGACAAGGCGACGUGAUACAGCUGCUGCACGGCAUGACCUCACGAUUCCUCAACACGCAUGAUGUUGCAGCUCCCAUGAGCCCUCACUCGCAGGAAGUGUCUGCCUACAUUGACUUCAAUGUGUCCAUGCCAGCCCAGAAUCUCUGGAGAGUGGACAUCACAAACCGUGAGUCUGACCGAGACGUGUGGAAGACUAUUCUGUCAGAGGUGCGGCUCAUCCACGUCAACACUUCUGCAGUGCUGAAGCUGAGUGGAGCGUCUCUUCCAGAGUGGGGGUUUAAUCAGCUGGAGGUGGUGGGUGAUAAGAUAUAUAAAGGCUACCAGCAGAGUGGUGUGUGGAACGUUGAAGAGCAUCGUUAUGGCAGAAGUCAGGAACAGCAGGAGAGAGAACUUGAGCUCAAGUCCCCUACUCAUGUUGACUUCAGCAGAAACCUCACGUUCAUGGCUAAGUUCAUGGAACUGCAGUGGAAGAUGCUGACUGUAAGAAAUGAAGAGUCAGAACACAAAUACAGCUCCUUACCCUUGGAAUGGAUCACCAUGGAUACCAACAUCGCAUACUGGCUUCAUCCAUCAAGUAAUGCCCAAAUCCACUUGAUAGGAAACAUAGUCACUUGGACGCUUGCAAACCUUGCACUUCUCGUUUACGCGGUCCUGUUUUUAACUUAUCUGCUGAGACGACGGCGGAAAAUAGAGGACAUCCCUGAAGCCUCUUGGGAGCAGCUGGUGCUGGCGGGUGUUGUGUGCUCUGGAGGAUGGGCUGUCAAUUACCUGCCCUUCUUUCUGAUGGAGAAAACACUGUUUCUGUACCACUAUCUCCCAGCUCUCACUUUCCAAAUUCUGCAGAUCCCUGUUGUUGUGGAGCACCUGUACACUCACACACUGAGAUCUCCUUGGCACCAGAAGGCAUUUGGUGGAGUAAUCCUGGCAGCUUUGUGCUCGGUGUAUAUUUGCUAUCGCACCUUCAGCCCUCUCACAUACGGCCAGCCUGAGCUCACCCCAGAGCAGCUGAACGCACUGCGAUGGAGAGACAGCUGGGAUAUACUCUUCCAUAAACGAUGAUCUCUGACGCUCUACUCUCUGAACAUUCAUGUUUUCCCAAGAACAUAUACCACAGAACUGAAACAAAGAGGACGUUCAGAGCCGUAGAACGAAAGAUGUUGAGUCCGAUCAUGAUUUUAUUAGAAUGUACUCAAGUUGCUUUAUAAGAAGGUACUUAGUCGAACACAACAUUGAGUCUAAAUGGUUUAUAAUAACACAAGAGCACUAUCCAAGGUCCUGGAAAUUAAUGUGCCUAGAAUAUUUGUAGGGCUUCAUCUCUAAGAGCUGCUGAAUCUGAACAUACUCUGUUCUAUUAAGUAUUAAAUAUUUUUGUAUAAAAUUUGUAUUAUCUACAGUAGUCUAGAUAGCAACUUUAUCACUGUGAAUUAACCAUGAUUAUAUAGCAAAAGAGAGCGUUACAGUUUCACUGUUUGUACUUGAGAUUGUCUCAGAACUUUCACUGCUGUAUCAAGCUUUCAUUCAUCUUUGCGCAACACUAAUCAACGAUACUUGAAAAUACACAAUGUUUUUUGUUUGUUUUUUACUUCCGCAAUAUUUUCAGAUUUUAUUUUUUAUCAAGUAACACUAUAUUAAAUUAAAUACACUAAAUUGUAUAUUUUUUUCCCCUCUCUCAGCACAAGUAAAAAAAAAGUGUAAACAAUUAAUGUAAGUUUUUAAUUGGGAAAUAAAGUUUCUUUUAAAUAAA
This is a messenger RNA of Ictalurus punctatus (channel catfish), 3206 nucleotides long. It is a transcript of the gene pomt1, whose product is annotated as protein-O-mannosyltransferase 1. The record is from RefSeq and is a predicted model, not a curated record. Gene Ontology annotation, molecular function: dolichyl-phosphate-mannose-protein mannosyltransferase activity. The transcript has 19 exons. NCBI's taxonomy places the organism in Eukaryota, Metazoa, Chordata, Actinopteri, Siluriformes, Ictaluridae. Gene Ontology annotation, biological process: protein O-linked glycosylation via mannose. Gene Ontology annotation, cellular component: membrane; endoplasmic reticulum. Bases 356 to 2521 code for a protein of 721 amino acids.